This is a messenger RNA of Pyrus x bretschneideri (Chinese white pear), 1102 nucleotides long. Its product is annotated as 40S ribosomal protein S2-4. The record is from RefSeq and is a predicted model, not a curated record. Gene Ontology annotation, biological process: translation. Gene Ontology annotation, molecular function: RNA binding; structural constituent of ribosome. The coding region runs from base 85 to 912 and encodes 275 amino acids. Lineage: Eukaryota; Viridiplantae; Streptophyta; Magnoliopsida; Rosales; Rosaceae. Gene Ontology annotation, cellular component: ribosome; cytosolic small ribosomal subunit. The transcript has 2 exons.
CCGCAACCCCGAACCCUCACUCCAGCCGUUUGCUUACUCUCCUCUCCCCCUCCCCUCAAUUCUCACAACCCAAAACCCUCAAUCAUGGCAGAGAGACCAGCUGAGAGAGGCCGCGGCGGAUUCGGUCGCGGGUUCGGUGACCGCGGUGGACGCGGUGACCGUGGUGGACGCGGACGCGGACGCCGACCAGGGCGCCGCGAAGAGGAAGAGAAGUGGGUCCCAGUGACCAAGCUCGGCCGCCUCGUGAAGGAAGGCAAGAUCCGCAGCCUGGAGCAGAUCUACCUCCACUCCCUUCCCAUCAAGGAGCACCAGAUCAUCGACACUCUCGUCACCCCCGGCAGUCUCAAGGAUGAGGUCAUGAAGAUUAUGCCGGUCCAGAAGCAGACCCGGGCCGGUCAGCGAACCCGGUUCAAGGCCUUUGUGGUGGUCGGAGACACCAACGGGCACGUAGGGCUCGGCGUGAAGUGCAGCAAGGAGGUGGCCACUGCGAUUCGCGGUGCCAUUAUAUUGGCUAAGCUGUCUGUGAUUCCAGUGAGGAGAGGUUACUGGGGCAACAAGAUUGGGAAGCCCCAUACAGUGCCGUGUAAGGUGACCGGGAAGUGUGGGUCGGUCACGGUCAGGAUGGUGCCCGCCCCCCGUGGUUCUGGGAUUGUGGCUGCCCGUGUGCCCAAGAAGGUGUUGCAGUUUGCUGGUAUUGAUGAUGUCUUCACUUCAUCCCGUGGUUCCACCAAGACCCUUGGCAAUUUCGUCAAGGCCACUUUUGAUUGCCUCCUGAAGACUUAUGGUUUCUUGACACCUGAGUUCUGGAAAGAGACACGCUUCACCAAAUCUCCAUUCCAGGAGUUCACGGACCUUCUGGGAAAGCCAACUAAGCCCCUUCUUAUUGAAGAUGUCGAGAAAGUAGAAGCCUAGUGUGAGCGAUCCUAGCGUUACUUUAAGAUGAAAUCUUGGUUUUGAGGUUUCUAGGUUUGAAGACAUUAUAUGUUCGUCUUUUUUGUCUUAAGAAUUAUUAUCGUUUAUAAUUUGUCUUUCUUUUGCGUUAAUUUUGAUCUAUGUCGGGAUUCAAUCUUGUUACCUUGCUGAAAUUUUUGGAUUUACAAGA